Messenger RNA from Miscanthus lutarioriparius, 1563 nucleotides. The record is from the annotation of a GenBank genome assembly. Lineage: Eukaryota; Viridiplantae; Streptophyta; Magnoliopsida; Poales; Poaceae.
AUGGCUUCUCCCUCCACAGGCACAGCCUUCUUGGCCCUUGUCAUCAUCGCCUUGCUAUGUGCGGCCACCACGGCGAACGCGAGGUUCACGGCGAUGCACUGGACGCCGGCGCACGCCACGUUCUACGGCGACGAGACCGCAGCGGAGACCAUGGGUGGGGCGUGCGGGUACGGCAACCUGUACGCGACCGGGUACGGCACGGACACGGCGGCGCUGAGCACGACGCUGUUCAAGGACGGGUACGGGUGCGGGACGUGCUACCAGAUCCGGUGCACGGGGUCCCCCUGGUGCUACAGCGGCUCGCCGGUGAUCACGGUGACGGCCACCAACCUGUGCCCGCCCAACUGGGCGCAGGACUCCAACAACGGCGGGUGGUGCAACCCGCCCCGCACCCACUUCGACCUCUCCAAGCCGGCCUUCAUGAAGAUGGCGCAGUGGCGCGCGGGCAUCGUGCCCGUCAUGUACCGCCGGGUGCCCUGCGUGCGCAGGGGCGGCCUCCGCUUCGCGCUCCAGGGGAACCCCUACUGGCUGCUGGCGUACGUGAUGAACGUCGGCGGCGCCGGCGACGUCGUCGAGAUGUGGGUCAAGACCGGCGCCUCCUGCGCGUGGAUACGGAUGAGCCAUAACUGGGGCGCCGCGUACCAGGCGUUCGCGCAGCUCGGAGGUCAGGCGCUCAGCUUCAAGGUCACCUCCUACACCACCCGGCAGACCAUCGUCGCCACCGACGUCGCGCCGGCCAACUGGUGCCUCGGGCUCACGAAGCAGAUAUCUUUCAUUCAUGAGGUGCCUACCAUCCCUCACUGGACAGCGGGACCCGCCCUUCAUUCGGCAAAGUACACGGCUUCUUCUGAGGAGAGACUUGGGCAGCUCAUUCAGAAGUUGAAAAACGAAGGUAUUAAUCCCAAGCAGUGGAAACUUGGAAAUUUUCAGCGCAUGUUGUGCCCACAGUGCAAUGGUGGAUCUAAGGGUGAGGGGGAUUUGAGCCUCAGUGUCUACAUCCGAAGGGACGGUAUGAAUGCAACAUGGAACUGUUUUAGAUCUAAAUGUGGCUGGAGAGGUUUUAUCCAGCCUGAUGGAGUUACCAACAUAUCCCAAGGAAAGACUGACAUAGAAAGUGAAACUGACCAAGAGGUUAAAGCUAAGAAGACGGCGAAUAAGGUUUACAGAAAAGUCAGUGAAAAGGACCUCAAUCUUAAGCCACUUUGUGAAGAGGUCUCCAAGUCCACAUUUGACCUCAUGGAAGCCCUGGAUGCAAAGGUUGUUGCCACCAUCAUGCAGAAGCUUGACGCUGUGGCUGGGCAGGUCAACGACCUUAGUAAGAAGGUGGACGUCAUGGUUGAGAAGCUUGAUGCUGCGGCUGGGCAGGUUGACGACCUUAGUAAGAAGGUGGACGCCAUGGUUGAGAAGCUUGACGCUGCGCCUGGGCAGGUCGACGACCUCAGUAAGAAGGUGGACGCCAAGGCUGAGAAGCUUGACGCUGUGGCUGGGCAGGUCGGCGACCUCAGUAAGAAGGUGGGUGCUAUGGAUGAGAAGCUCAACGCCCCCACUGCAGACAACAAGUGA